Molecule: messenger RNA, 665 nt
Organism: Astrephomene gubernaculifera
Lineage: Eukaryota; Viridiplantae; Chlorophyta; Chlorophyceae; Chlamydomonadales; Astrephomenaceae
Source: the annotation of a GenBank genome assembly
CCUGCCCGACCUGCUGCGCAGCUGCGAGGCCGGCCGGGCGGUGUGGGUGCUACCCGCUUGGGAGACACACAAGCGACUGGGGCUGGAGGAGGGAAGACGGGUGGCGGACAGGGCGAUACGGGGUGACAAGGCCACGCUACGACAGCUGGAAUCCGAGUCAGCACUGCACUUCUUCGCCAAGACCGCCUACGCGCGCGGCCACUCCGCCACCAACUUCACUCGCUGGCUGCAGGCAGAUCUGCCGUACGAUGUGGCGUACGAGAUCAACUACGAACCCUGGUUCAUAAUGAGCAGGCGCCUCAUCCCGCCGUACGACGUGCGGUUCCGCGGGUACGGCUGGAACAAGGUGCAGCAGGUUGCCUCCGUGGCUCUGCAGUACAACUUCACCUUCCGGGUGCACCCGCAUGUGUGGCUGGUGCACCGGCCGCAUGAGGCGUCGGCGGGGCAGAAGAUGUACGGCGGAAGUGGCGGAGGAGGAGGGGCGGAGAAGGAGCAGCCCCAUGGGCAGGGGCAGUUAGAUGAGAUCCGUGAGUGGCGCGGCUCUCGCGCCCCCGUGUCGCGCCUCUUCCACCGCCGGGUGUCCGCGCUGCGCCACACAGCCAUCCGCGACAUGCGGCGGGGCAGCUACCGAGCCGCGGAGGACCCGCAGAGCGAGCAUUGCAGGC